Messenger RNA from Moneuplotes crassus, 2238 nucleotides. Lineage: Eukaryota; Ciliophora; Spirotrichea; Euplotida; Euplotidae. The record is from the annotation of a GenBank genome assembly.
AUGAAGAUUUCUUCACGUAGGAACAGUUCUGGAGCGAAACGUUGUUUGAACAUGAGCGCAGCCUCAGCCCCUAGCCGAAGUCCUGACAAUAGGUUUCAGCAAGUGAAAUCCAAGAUCAAAGAUAUUUACCUCAAGAAAUUUACAGGAAAUUUUCCUGAAUUUCAUGAUUAUGGAGGUCAUUAUAGAAGUAUCUCUAUUCGUAGGGACCAAAUUUCAAGCAUUCUCAAAGAAAAAUCUCAGAAUCGUGCUGAUUUUACAGUCAAAAAGUCUAAGGAUUAUGAAAGUCUAAUUAUGAGCGAGAAAGCCCCACUAAAUAUUUCUAAAUAAAUCAGGUUCUAAUAAAAAUUAUAAAGAAGUUGUUCAAAGCAGACGAUCAUCACAGACUGACACUCAUAAACGGAUCAGCUCAAACCCGAUUCAGGUUCAAAACAAGAGGAGAAAGAGGAAGUCUAUCAUAAAUUCAGCUAAAAAGGAGUCAAUAUUUGGUAGAAAAGAGCUUCAGAUUGGCUCUUUGUUUAACCUUGAUAAAAGCAGUCCAGAGGACCCUAAGCCAAAAUAGAAAAUUAAAGAAUUAUGAACAAAUCAGACAUAAUAUUGCUCAAUCUAAUAAGGUCAGGGCUAACUUCAUGAAAGCUUUAAAGAUGAAUGAAGAUGAUUAUUUAAAGGAAUUUAAGGAUAAAGCAGCAAGCAUUACACAAAGACUUAACCAAGCUAAUGAUGGAGAGGGUUCUUCAGCACUUUUUAAUCUUAAUAUGCAUCAAGAUUAUAUUAUAAACAAGCUAGGGCUCAAAAAGAAGCUCACUGGACAUGAUUUGGUGAUCAAAAUCCUGCUUUUUAAAAUCUUUGGGCUAAAUAAGCAACAACAAGAAGAUGCUAAAGAGAGUUAUCACCCUGAGCCAAAGCCUAAGAGUGCAGCGUCUGUCAGAUUUGAUCGAAAGCGUAUUAAUAUGUCUGCAAAUAGGGGAUAUCUCAAAGAUCAUUUGCGUAACUUCAGUAAAGAGAAAAGAAAACCUGGGACACAACAAGGGAUCCGGUAUAGCAACAACCUAGCUUCUUCAACUGCUAUCAAUAACUCAAGGGCAAGUGAGAGAAACAAAUAAGCACACCAAUUCAUUAGAUGUUGAUAGUGCUUUGAAGGUAAACACAGACCUAUUCUCAAUGAAUAAUACCUCCAAAGAUCAGUUGGAAAAGCUUAGUCCGAGGUCGACUCUUAACAACAUCAUAGACCAGUGCUACCAGAUUAGUGAAGAUAAUUUAUUAAGUUUGGGCCAAGAGGUCACCAAUGCAGAUUCGAUGUUCGAUUUGUCCCAAACCUUAGCAGAACGACAGAAGAAGGUGUUUAAAAGCGGUCAGGAGAGCAGUUUGAUAAAAGCACCAAUCCGGGAGAAGUCAAAUGUACAGUCCAAGGAUGGUUCAAGGAAAAGAGUUACAUUUCAAAUCGAUAAAGAUGAAGAAGAAGGAUCUCCUAUUAAAUAACAUAGCCGAUGUAAGUAUUCUGAGUAUGUCAGAAUCUAUCGACAGUGAAGAGUCUGGUCACCUUAAGUUGCCUUCGAAAUAUGAGAGCUCACAGACGAGGGAGAUGCGAUUUCGUAAAAUGAGUAACCGACUAAAUAAUUUUUAUAAACCUGCACUGAUGACUAAGAACUUCCAAAGGCAAAUGCCAUUGUUUUUAUCUGAAAAGAACAUGACUCUACUGUCUCAUCUGUUUAAGACGACCAAACAUGAGAAUAAGUAUGUUGAUAGCAUCACCAAGACUAAGGGGUUCAUGCAGAAAUAAAAUGAUUAAUAAACAAAAGACUAAGACUCAAGACCAACUUGGAGAGCUCUCAACCCAAGAUGAUAUUAAAAAUUUCUUGGAUAAAGAGCCAAGCGAGAUUUUUGCAAAUGCUUUGGAGAAUUUUUGGUUCAAAGAUGCUGAUAAAUUUCUGAGAAUGAAGAAAUCAAAGCAUUCAAGAAAGAAGUCUCUUUUGAACUUCAAUGAAGAAGAUGUGUAUCAGCGAAUGAGCAAAGACAUCCAUAGGAGAAACCAAAGAGACAGCAGUGGAGAUAAGCAGAUUCAGAUUGGGACUCUAAAAUCUAGAGGCACAUGCAAGUAAGAAGUACAUUCUAAGGAAUAAUUUAAGCAUACUUGUUUGCUAUCUAUCUCUACCUACGUUCUACCUUCUUUCUGAAACUUCUUGAAGUAUGAAGUUUAGUUUGAAGUGUAAAAUAUAAAUUUUUCAAUAAAAAUUACUAAAA